UCGAUGGAUGCACUGGGGCGAUGCAUGUGGCUGGUUACUGAGGAUACGUUAACUGUAAGAAUAUAGGAGCACGUGAAGCUAAUUGAAAUUCAUUGCUUUGACCACGGAUUGUAUCUUUCAUUUACCUAUCAUGAAAGUAAAAGGCUUACGCGUAAAUCCGUUACAUCGUCCCAAGGAAACGGAAUCAAGAAAUGUCGAAGAUGAAAACAAAACUGAUAAUGACCAACGGAAAAGGAAGGUUUUGUUCCCUUGUGAAGAUAAUUUUAAUCACAUAAAAUGUAAAAUUGUUCGGCGUCAAAAAAAAGAGAAACUUAAGAGAGAAAAAGCUAAAGCCAAACGAGAAACUAGAAAAAGUAGAUUGCAAGAAGGAGGACCUAAGCAAGUUCCUCAUACAAUAGAAAAUUUACGUGAGCAAGACGAAACCAUCGUUCAAGGAAAUUUAGAUUGUCAAGAGAAUGAAGAAAUUAAACAGGACAUUGAGCAGGAUGAAUUUGCAUCUUAUUUUCGUCAAGAUUACGAGCCCAAAGUUCUAAUAACGUAUUCGGACAAUCCUACGAAGAAAACUAGAAUUUUUGGCCGAGAAUUAACCAGGAUUAUUCCAAAUUCAAUAUCGUUUUAUAGGAAUCGAUCUGGUGUUAAAAAAAUUAUUAAAAGUGCUGUUGGUAAGGGCUUUACAGACAUGAUUGUUCUCAACGAAAAUAUGUCUCAACCAAAUGGCAUGCUGAUUAUUCAUUUGCCGGAUGGCCCCACACUGCAAUGUAAAUUGAGUAAUGUAAAAAUUACUCCUGAACUAAAGCGAAGUCAUAAAGAAAUUACGCAACAUAGGCCUGAAGUUAUUUUAAACAAUUUCACGACUCGUCUAGGUUAUUCAGUGAGCAGGAUGCUUGGUGCAUUAUUUCAUUAUCAACCAGAGUUUAAAGGUCGAAGAGUUGUAACGUUCCACAAUCAGAGGGAUUACAUAUUUUUUAGACAUCACAGAUAUGAAUUUAAUUCAAACACGAGGAAGCCAAGGUUACGAGAAUUGGGACCAAGGUUUACUUUAAGAGUAAAAUCCUUACAGCACGGAACAUUCGACAGUAAAUACGGAGACUAUGAGUGGAUUAUGGAAGGUCGUCGUCACGCAAUGGAGUCCAGCAGAAGAAAGUUCUUCUUAUAAAUAAAUAUAUUUUGUAAAGACUAUACUACACUGUAAAAAAUGAAAAGAAUUUUACGAAAUAUAACUGUAAAAUUACCAAUUUCCUCACGUAAUAUAACCACAUUCAGCGUAGGGAUACUCCGAUUUGUGGAAUAGAAAUCACAGGUCAGAAAAAGAAAUCUUAAUAUUACAUUUUAUAUAGUCGGCAUCUUACUGCCCUCUGUAGGAAUACUUCGGAGAUUAUAAAUA
This is a messenger RNA of Belonocnema kinseyi, 1384 nucleotides long. RefSeq names its product probable ribosome production factor 1. Bases 131 to 1156 code for a protein of 341 amino acids. The transcript is spliced from 3 exons. Lineage: Eukaryota; Metazoa; Arthropoda; Insecta; Hymenoptera; Cynipidae. Gene Ontology annotation, biological process: maturation of 5.8S rRNA; maturation of LSU-rRNA. Gene Ontology annotation, molecular function: rRNA primary transcript binding. The record is from RefSeq and is a predicted model, not a curated record. Gene Ontology annotation, cellular component: nucleolus; preribosome, large subunit precursor.